Messenger RNA from Oryza sativa Japonica Group (Japanese rice), 2177 nucleotides. The record is from RefSeq and is a predicted model, not a curated record. NCBI's taxonomy places the organism in Eukaryota, Viridiplantae, Streptophyta, Magnoliopsida, Poales, Poaceae.
UAAUGAACAUACAUGAGAGGGUAUAAAUGUUAUUUUGUCAACUAAUUAACACCGUUAACUUCACCAUCCAAAGUAGGAGCAAAACAAGCUUUCAGUUUAAAAAGUGAGGGUAAAAACGAAAACCCUAAAAAGUAGGGGUAAAAUCAAUAUUAGACAUUAAAGUGGGGGCAGAAACGAGAUUGUCCCAAUAAGAAAGGUACUAAUAAUAGUAUAUCUGUUUAUAUGCAGUAGUAGAACAAACCGGGCCUAAAAGGGACACUCGGCUUAAAUUCUUCAGGACAAGCCCAAAAGUAACCCAAACAGUUGAUGGGCCUCGCCCCUACUCCAGGCUCACUAAAGCCACGUUCCUUUUCCAUCUCGCGCAAUAGGCCUCACCGAGAAACCCACGCGUGUCGAUUCGUUCGAGCGGCGCCACGGUGUUCGUCGCGCAGCGCAUGCUCCACCUGAUCAGCUGAUGAUGUCGUGCACUCGUGCUAGACACCGUCUCCGCUUCGAUCCCCCAAUUUUGGGGCUCGCGCGACAGCUGCGCUGCGUUCACGCCCGGGCCGCAGAAAAUUCACCGGCCUUACCGUGCGCAGGCGCGUCACGAUCGGUGUUCCUCUGCCUUCCCCGCCUCGUGUGGUUUCCCGUCCCCGUCGGUGCGCGAGGCUCGCGGCGCGCGGGGUGGGGGCGUCUCUUCACUUAUAUAAUUAGGCGCGCGCGGCAGCGGCGAGCGCAAGCACACCCCCCGCGCGCGCGCGCGUUUCGUUCGAACGAUCGAUGCGCCCCGGAGCACACGGCACGCACCCGCGCCGCGAGAGAAGAGGAAACCAAGCGAUGCCGUCGGCCCGUGACACUAACAUGGACUUGAUGGAAGUCCUCUCGCCGCCGGCCGCCGCACGGGAUCAUCAGAAGAGCCAGGUUCGUGUCCAGAGGAGCCUCUCAAGCUCUUCUGGGGUGUUUCAGGGAUCUCUCACGUUUCUCUUUGUGGAAAAAAAAACUAGGCAAAAAAAGGGUUUGCCUAAUGUAGUAAAGCAGGGGGAGUUUGAAAGGGCUCUCUCUCACGUUGGGUAAGCUUGCCACCCGGCCCCCCCAGGUGCACGCCGCCGCGCGUGCGCUACCGCACCAAAGCGCCAGCGUUGUCGUGGACGGACGCAUGCCGCCGCCGGCCGCCGUCGCAAGCCUGACGUUACAAGUUCCCGGAGGAGCUCACGAUGUCACUUCUCUGGCUACUAGUCCAAGGACCAUGGCCGUGCCUGGAACGACUGAACAGCUGACGAUUUUCUACUCCGGGUCUAUGGUGAAGUUCGACAACGUCCCAAGGGAGAAGGCUGAGGAGGUUAUAUUCUUCGCUGCAAAGAAGUCUCCAGACGCAGGACACCAGCAUGUUCCCCAGCAGCAGCAGCCUGCAUAUCCAAACAAAAAGAAGAGGAUAUUCUGUUAUCAGGCUCCUGAGAGAGAUGCUGAUGGUUUGUUCAUCCACGAGAACAAAGCCGAUGCUUGUUCACAGCGACAGCAUCGGAGCCCAGAGGACGGGUACGCCACCAUCAAGGAGACGAAUCCAUGCUCGCGGCAAAUCCAGAUCGUGCCAAGAGCAGAUGUCUCAUUGCUGGUGAAGAAUGCGUCUCUUGUUAGCUUCCUGGAGAGCCGCAAGCAGAGGUUGGCGAGUGCAGCUUACACUCGCCGUGAGAAAUCUCCUGAUGAAAAGGACAUUUUUCCUACGGCUUUCCCACGAAAUAAAACCCCACUCGGCAACACGGAACGGCAUAGUGCUUUCACGAACCUGAAGAAUAUUAACGGAAAUCAUGACGAGGAGGCACUAGAUACCGAGUUGAAGAUCUAGCCGCGAAGUUUUGGAUUCAGUUUGCGGCACGGGAACCUCUUGCUAAUCAAGCACAAGUUUUGGACUCAGUAGGUGGAGUGAUGAACUAAGUAGAAACCUAGUGGUGCAUUUGGUAGCAAGAGCCUUUUUUUUUCUUAUUUUAAUUCUGAAUUUCUGAUGAGGUUUUUUAAGUGCAGUAGUGAUGUUCACUCGCAGUUUCAUAUGAAACCGAGGCAUCGUCACCCUUUUCUUCUUCUCAUUGACGGGAGAAAAGGUUUUCGGAUUCGUUCGGAUUGUUGCCUCUGAUUACAUUGAUCAGAUUGCACGGUCCUUUUUGUAACUGAGGAUAGCUGAAAUAAAAUACUAUUUUGUUUAA